Dreissena polymorpha is the source of this 674-nucleotide messenger RNA. Its product is annotated as dynein regulatory complex protein 8-like. The coding region runs from base 100 to 594 and encodes 164 amino acids. The record is from RefSeq and is a predicted model, not a curated record. The transcript is spliced from 6 exons. Gene Ontology annotation, molecular function: calcium ion binding. NCBI's taxonomy places the organism in Eukaryota, Metazoa, Mollusca, Bivalvia, Myida, Dreissenidae.
UUUUAAUACAGGAAGUAAACCAGAAGUGUCAUUGUCUUUGGAGCGGUUGACAGGUACUCGUCAGACGCUUGACGUUAUAUAGCAACGAAUGUAAACAACAUGGCUGGAACUGAAGAAAAAGACAAUGCUGAUUCCCUAGUGGCUGAUAUUCACAAAAAAAUCACAGAAGCAUUUGACCUGUUUGACCAUGAAUCAAAUAAAACCGUUGAUGUUCGAGAGGUGGGAACCAUCAUUCGGUCACUGGGCUGUGUACCAAGUGAGGCUGAACUUCAUGACAUGUUGCACGAGAUAGAAGAAGAAGAGCCUACAGGGUAUAUUCGCUUUGAGAAGUUUUCCAUCAUGAUGACGAAGGUCCUAAUUGAAAGAAGAUACAAGCCAACACCAGAUGACCAGAUAUUGCGAGCAUUUCAAGUCCUUGACACUGAAGGAAAGGGUUAUCUCACAGUGGAAGAACUUACCAAAUAUAUGACAGAAGAAGGUGAGGCAUUCAAUCAAGAGGAGUUGGAAGAAAUGCUUUCUGCAGCAGUGAAUCCAGACAAAGGAAACAUUCAAUAUAAAGACUAUGUAUCUGAAAUGAGCCAAGAAGACACGUGAAUCUGUGAUGUACUUUGUCUUUAUUCAUUUUCAUUGUUUUGCUUUUUUGUGGAAAAUAAAUAACAUGUAACUAAUGGUUA